AAUGGUUGAUGUUUUUAAAUCGAAUCUUUAUUAGAGUUUGGCUACUGCUCCCGGCAGCUGCCUCUGCCCCUCCUGUAUUUCCUGCAUUGCGAGUUGCAGCUCCUCUGCUUUCCCCGGUGACCUUUGUGUCGAUCCUGUAUUUCCGCAUUCACCUGUAACCGGCCGCUCCUCUCUGACCAUGUCCCAGGCGGAGAGCGGGGACCGUGAGCCGGGACAGCCUGCCCGAGUCCCGGGAGCCGCAGCCUGCCCGGGCUGCUCAGGUUCCGGAGACAUGGAGGAGGCGAGGCGGCGACUCUGCACCUGUCGGCGGGCGGACUGCGGACAGCUCCCCGCCCCCCGGGCUCCGGAAUGCGGCGACUGCCCCAUUCACCCCAGCCAGGAGGGCUGGUUCUGCUUCACCGAGGGCAGGGCGGUGUGUGCCCACUGUGCCAUCCCGGGACCCUGCAGCAGCCACCUGGGUACCAGCAUCGGGGAGGCGGCGGAGCGCAUGAGGAAUAAACUGGUUGAUGUCUGUGAGAAAUUACAGCUGAGAUUAGCUUCGGUGGAGAAAUUCACAGCAGAGACUCUGAAUAACAAAAGUUGCAGCGUUAAGGCUAAUGCCAGCAGUGCCAGGGAACUGAUCAUCCAACGUCUCAACUUUAUACGUGAGAUGUGCGAGAAUGAGGAGCAGAGACUGUUGGAGGUGAUCCAUAAUGAGGAAGAACGGGUCCAACAGAGCAUCCUGACCCAGAAAACCUACUGGAUGGAGUCUCAGCAGAAGUUAACUGACAUAAAAAGCUACCUGGUAGACACACUAACCAAAAUGGAUGACAGCGCCCUUGUGAAAUGCCAGAAGGAAAUAUUUGAAAGGGCAGAGGAAGCUGAGGGAAUUCUUGAGCCCGAGGACUCAAACAAGCUGAACUUCAACCUUGCCUGCGCUCACAGUCACCUCCUUGGUAAUCUGUGGGCAUCUGCGGCCAUGAUCUGCAUCGCAGAUGCUGAAAACAUUCAUAUUGACGAGAAAACUCUGCACUCAUCGCUGAAACUAUCUGAGAAUAAAAAGAGGCUGACCUUUGUCAGGAAGAAAGCCCACUCGUAUCCAGACUGUCCUGAGCGUUUUGAGCACUGGCCAAAUGCCCUGGGGCUGGAGUCUUUCCAGAGCGGUCUUCACACCUGGAGAGUGGAUGUGCGGAAUAGCUGCGCCUACAAAGUGGGCCUGGCUUACAGCUGCCUUCCGCGCAAAGGCUCCGGUCACGAAUCUCGACUCGGUUAUAACUCAUCCUCCUGGGUGUUCUCUCGGUACAAUGAAGAAUAUAUGAUUGCCCAUGAUGGCCAGCUGAAGACCUUGGAUCUGCUGAGGUGCCCAAAGUCGAUUGGUGUGCUGGUAGACUGUGAUGGAGGUGAAAUCCUCUUCUAUGAUGCUGAUGCCUGUGCUGUAAUACACAGCUACAAAACAAAGCUGAUCUUUCCCAUCCACGCUGCCUUGGCGGUGGCAGAUGAAAGUAUCGCGAUUGUCCACUAGCAGGGUGCUGGGUGCACUGGAUAUCUCCGAGUACGCGCCUAAUAUUUUGGUUCCAGAAUUUUCUCAUUCUAGAAAGAGAUCCCAGUCAAACUGAAAAGCAGAUUACUGCAGAUGCUGGAAAUCUGAAAUAAAAACAGAAAAUGCUGGAAAUAGCAGGUGUGACAACAUCUGUGGAGAGAUAAACAGAGUCAACGUUUCAGAUUGA
Messenger RNA from Carcharodon carcharias (great white shark), 1706 nucleotides. RefSeq names its product B-box and SPRY domain containing (gene bspry). The transcript is spliced from 6 exons. The coding region runs from base 179 to 1501 and encodes 440 amino acids. Lineage: Eukaryota; Metazoa; Chordata; Chondrichthyes; Lamniformes; Lamnidae. Gene Ontology annotation, molecular function: protein binding. The record is from RefSeq and is a predicted model, not a curated record.